Didymodactylos carnosus is the source of this 257-nucleotide messenger RNA. The record is from the annotation of a GenBank genome assembly. NCBI's taxonomy places the organism in Eukaryota, Metazoa, Rotifera, Eurotatoria, Philodinida, Philodinidae.
AAUGGAAAAAACCUUCUACAUCAACUCAUCCAAAUAUUUAUUGUACAAUUGAUUUAUUGCAUCAAGAACAGUCACUUGGUGCAUUCAAUAGUGUUCGAGACCAUAUGGGUGCACCACAGCCAAAACGACGUCGUAAUCAACAAAUAGCUGAAAAUUCUCUCCAAAAACUAUGGCAAAGAUUUUGUGAACAAAAACUAGAUAUGGUUUCAUUUUUAAAUGCUGCAGGAACUAGAUAUUUCAAAUAUUUAGAGGGAUAG